Xyrauchen texanus (razorback sucker) is the source of this 1624-nucleotide messenger RNA. RefSeq names its product gastrula zinc finger protein xLCGF3.1-like. Bases 58 to 1164 code for a protein of 368 amino acids. The record is from RefSeq and is a predicted model, not a curated record. The transcript is spliced from 3 exons. Lineage: Eukaryota; Metazoa; Chordata; Actinopteri; Cypriniformes; Catostomidae.
GAAAACACAAGAAGAAGAAGACCUGAGAUCCACAACACCGUUUGAGCGCUAAAAUCGAUGUUCAUCAUGAGAGAGCAAGUGGAUGUGAUUCAUGCUGGAGAACAGCUGCAGACACCAGUGAAGAUGUGUUCAGUGAAGCUGCUGGACUGCAGGAACCUGAUGAAGAUGAGAGGAGAAACCACAGCAGAGGAACAACUGAGCGAUGAUGAUGAUUUUAUUCCUUCAGAGCUGAUAGAAGUGAGAGAAGAAUGUGAAGAGCUGAAGGAAGUGGAGGAGGAACAACAACAUGGUUUCAUAACGGGAGAAAAAUCUUUAAGUGGCUCAAAGACAGAAGACAAUUUCUCACCUAAAAAUCCUCGAAGAUCAGCCAAGAAAUCUUUCACCUGCUCUCAGUGUGGAACAUGUUUCACAUGUAAAAGCCAUCUUAAUAUACACAUGAGAGUUCAUACUGGAGAGAAACCUUACACGUGCCAUCAGUGUGGAACAUGUUUCACAUGUAAAAGCAAUCUUAAUAUACACAUGAGAGUUCAUACUGGAGAGAAACCUUACACGUGCCAUCAGUGUGGAAAAAGUUUUGCAUAUGCAGGCCAUCUCAAGAUUCAUCUCUUUUGUCACACUGGAGAAAAGUCAUUUGAAUGUGAUAAGUGUGGUAAAACAUUCGCUCUGACACAGUACCUAAAAACACAUCUGAAAACUCACACAAAUGAGAAGCCUUACAAGUGUUCAUUUUGUGGAAAGAGUUUUGCACACCUGUCCUAUUUUAAAGAGCACCAGAAAAUACAUACCGGUGUGGCGGCUCAUAUGUGCUUUGAAUGUGGGAAGUUCUUUAUUACAGCCGGCAGCUUGAAACUGCACCAAAGAAUUCAUACUGAAGAGAAACCAUACAACUGCACACACUGUGAAAAGAGUUUCACUCGGUCACAACACCUGAAAAGACACGAGAGAUAUCAUACUGGAGAGAAACCUUACAAGUGCUCACACUGUGAAAAGAGAUUCACUCGGUCAGAUCACCUAAAAAAACAUAAGGGAAUUCAUACUGGAGAGAAACCAUACAAGUGCUCACACUGUGAAAAGAGUUUCACUCGGUCACAAACCCUGAAAUCACAUGAGAGAAUUCAUACUGGAGAGAAACCUUACCACUCAGGGCCUGAAAUUCAUUUCUGAAAAUGGGAAGGGAAUUCCCCCCUAAAGCCCACGAUAUACUUCCUUCGAAAUUAAAUAAUGAACGGGUGGGACAUAAUUUAGAACAAAAUCUGGCCAAAAAGGUGUUUUUGUGUUCGUUACGAUGGUUUGUAACGGCUCACUGGGGUGAACUUUAGGAGCUCUCCACUGCACAAAUAAACAGUAAUCAGUUAAAGGGCCCAGAUUCUCAUGCUAAUAUAUGUAGCGAAUUUGGUAUGAUAAAUGAUAAAUUCUACAUUACUAUGUCGGGAGAAUUAUAAUGGAAUCAGUUGUGUUUGACAACCGUUAUAAUUUUGAUAAAAGUCAAAUAACUCGAAUAUUUGUCUGAAUAAAAUUCUCCAUUAUUAAAAUUGUGAUACAAUAUCUCGUUUUAUCAGCUCACAAUUUCUACUGUAGUGAAUUUGCUUUAAUAAGAGAAUUAUGAUUAAUUCUGUAUAAAAUG